Molecule: messenger RNA, 1723 nt
Organism: Sceloporus undulatus (fence lizard)
Lineage: Eukaryota; Metazoa; Chordata; Lepidosauria; Squamata; Phrynosomatidae
Gene: PPP2CB
Product: protein phosphatase 2 catalytic subunit beta
Exons: 7
Coding region: 207-1136 (309 amino acids)
Biological process (GO): mitotic cell cycle; peptidyl-serine dephosphorylation
Cellular component (GO): cytosol
Molecular function (GO): protein serine/threonine phosphatase activity
Source: RefSeq, a predicted model, not a curated record
GUGUCGGCGCAUGCGCUGUGGGUGUCUCUGGGCUGGUGGCCGUUGGGCUGGGCCUGCCUUCCUUCCUUCCUUAAUCCGUGCCCCGCUUUGGCCUCCGUCGGUGGGGAAGCAGCCGCCCUGGCCUCUCCGCCCCCGGGCGGGCCCUUCUUCCCUCCAGAGAGAGCCAGAGAAUCGGCGACAGCGGCAGCGGCAGCGGCAGCGGCAGCAUGGAGGACAAGAGCUUCACCAAGGAGCUGGACCAGUGGAUCGAGCAGCUCAACGAAUGCAAGCAGCUGGGAGAGAACCAAGUGCGGAGCCUCUGCGAGAAGGCUAAAGAAAUACUUACAAAAGAGUCCAAUGUUCAGGAAGUACGAUGUCCUGUUACAGUCUGUGGAGAUGUCCAUGGUCAAUUCCAUGACCUUAUGGAGCUUUUUAGAAUUGGUGGGAAAUCACCAGACACAAACUAUCUCUUCAUGGGAGAUUAUGUCGACAGAGGCUACUACUCAGUGGAAACUGUGACUCUGCUUGUAGCACUAAAGGUGCGUUACCCAGAGCGUAUUACAAUUCUGCGAGGCAACCAUGAAAGCAGACAAAUUACACAAGUAUAUGGUUUCUACGAUGAAUGUCUACGGAAAUAUGGAAAUGCCAAUGUUUGGAAGUAUUUCACAGAUCUGUUUGAUUAUCUGCCUCUUACAGCUCUAGUAGAUGGACAGAUAUUCUGUCUCCAUGGUGGUCUUUCUCCGUCUAUAGAUACACUGGAUCAUAUCAGAGCUCUUGAUCGUCUGCAGGAGGUCCCACAUGAAGGCCCAAUGUGUGAUCUCUUGUGGUCUGAUCCAGAUGAUCGUGGUGGCUGGGGAAUUUCUCCACGUGGUGCAGGCUACACGUUUGGUCAAGAUAUUUCCGAAACAUUUAAUCAUGCCAAUGGGCUUACAUUGGUAUCUCGUGCUCAUCAGCUUGUAAUGGAGGGCUACAACUGGUGUCAUGAUCGGAAUGUGGUCACCAUUUUCAGUGCACCUAAUUACUGUUACCGCUGUGGGAACCAGGCUGCCAUCAUGGAACUAGAUGACACUUUAAAAUAUUCCUUCCUUCAGUUUGAUCCAGCACCUCGCCGUGGAGAACCUCAUGUUACUCGGCGCACCCCAGAUUACUUCCUAUAAAUAUGUUCUCCUUGGUUUGGCCUUGAGCAGUAGUAGUACACCUGUCAUUUUUUUGAAAAGCAACAAUUUAUGUGAUAAGUUGGGGUCUGUCUCAGCAAAGCCUCUUCAUGGACCAAACUGUGCCAUAAUGAGGAUGAGCAGCUUUGAGCACAACUUAAAAUUGACUUCAAUACACUAAUCAAUCCUUUAUCUACCAGUCCAACAGCCAGUUUGCCUGCUCUUUAACUGUAGUAAUCAUUUUCUUCUGGACUGUUCAAAGAGGAAAGGUAACUAACUCGUCUCCCUUUCAUGCUUACUUGUAAAUUUUAGUUGUAGUGUUUAACUGGCAUGUAUUAACGUUUUGAAGUUUAAGAAAAAUGCACAAACUAACUUCCCUCUUAAGCCUAUUGCCCUCUAUUUUAUGGACAUAAGUAACUUAACUGGAGAGAGAAAAAAUCUUCUUGGGAGUAUGUUGUCAUAAGCUUUCCCUCCAUUUAAACUAGAUUACUGUUCUGUGUUGAUCCUUUUUUUCUGUAUAUUUGUCAUGAAAGUGCUUGCAUCUUAUUUGAUGUAAUUAAACAAAUAAACUUGCAGAUCAUUAUUCCAAA